Cladocopium goreaui is the source of this 1132-nucleotide messenger RNA. The record is from the annotation of a GenBank genome assembly. NCBI's taxonomy places the organism in Eukaryota, Dinophyceae, Suessiales, Symbiodiniaceae.
GGGCAAAGCAUCAAUAGCUCCUGGUUCCGGCGUCCCCUGCAAGGGACCAGUUCCAAGUGCGCCAUGCGAAUGAGACUGCAAGGAGGGCGAGCGAUUGCCCUAGUUGUGGCACUGGUUGCGGUGAUGCAGUGCCCCACCUUUAUCCACACUGCUGAGUGGUUGGAUUUGGCAGACUUGAAGUCAGAGAACACCUUGCCAUUGAUCACUGAUCUGGGUCUCAACGUCGGACUCGGACGGGAAGGUCUGAAUGCAACCUCUGGCAGCUGCAGUUUCAUCGCGGACUUUGGCGUCCUGGAUCUUCCACUGCUUGGGCUUGUCCGAAGCCGAGCAGGGUUGAGAUACAAUCCCUUAUAUCCACGGGGAGCCUUGGAACUUGGCUUCCGCAAGGAGCUCAGAACAGACAAGGAUCAGGGCUAUCAGCUCUUCAUGGGCCUGCAAAGCACAGGUGAUGAUGAGCGCUUAGAUGUCCUCACGGAAAUUGGAGCGAUCAAACUCUUCCACAAUGCCAGGGCCUUUUAUCGCUUCUUGUGGGGCUUUGGCGGUCCAUACCAGGAGAAGUCAGGCUCUAAUAAUUGGAAUCAGAUGGGUUCAUCCCUCGGGGUGACGCAGACCAAUCUGCCACCGAACCUGAAGGGUCAGUUGACCAUAGGUUGGCGGACAGGAUUGUUGGACGUCGGCUUGGAAGGUGGCAAAGUGCUUCCACCAAUGCUGGCCCGACGCAAAGCGCAGAAGAAGAAUCGAGGAGCAGGGCACAGUGGGCCAGGGUGGCAGCCGAAGCCUUGUCAAAGGCGCCAGUGCAACCCAAGGUCCAGAAUCAUUACAGGACUUCGGGACAACCUGUUGGAUUCAUCGCCCUUUGCUGCUUAUUCUCUGGAAUUGCCCAAAAAUGCCGAGGUGUCUUGGACAAUACUGCCUGAACACGAAGUGCUGGAACAUGCCUUGCAUUGGCGCAGUGGCAUGGACGCUACUGGGGGACAGGUAGUGAUAGCGGCUGUCUUGGAGCAGUCUUUGAGUUCGCCCCGGGCGCGGCUGCGCAUCGGCACCUGCUACGAAAGAAAGUGAGAGAUGAAGUUUGUAGGUUUCCAAAGUUGCCUGGUUCCAAUGUGCAAGGAAGGUGGGACUUGGAUUGACC